GCCACUGUCUCUCUCUUCGCGGAAGCACAGCCGAAGCUUUCUUUCCUUGGCUUCCCCACCGAACCCUCCUCUGAGUAGAAAGCCAAUUUUUCAGACAUCUUACUUUUAAGAGAGAUGAAGGACGAGAAGAAGGUAUUGUCGGCGGAGGCGGCGACGGCGUUGAGCGAAGGCAUUGUUCUGGUUCUGUCCCGGUGGUCUGCGCUCCAAUUGGCCGUCGAUAACGAGUGGGGCGGUCGGAGUUCUCGCCUGAAAGCCGACCAGAUUCACUCCGAUGUCUUGUCCUGGUUCACUCACUCUUCUUCUGAGGAUCUUUACAUAGAUGAUUUAGAAAACAAGCUUGAAGAAGGCUUGCUUUCUCUCAAUACUAUGGUUGACGAUGGCAGCAUUGAGGAGAUAGCCGAAAAAUUAAUGAUUAUGCAUGAAGAGUGUAUGGAUGGUAAUUUUACGUCCAUUGAAGCUCUUCGGGAGUCUAAUCAUCGGAGGGUCCCUGUUUCUCAUGUCAGACAGGUAAAUGACGACGACGAUGACGACGACGAGAACAUGGACGAGAGACCUGAUAGCAUUAGGAACGAUGGCUCACCAAAAAUGACAGUUGGAUCAUCAAAACCCGUGUCAAAUUCGAAUUCAGAACACAUGGUAGUAGACGAGCCGGAGCCUGGGCCCUCCGCUGAAGUGGAAGACGGAUGGGUUGUUGUUGGAACAAGAAGGGGUAGGGGGAAAAAGAACUAGACUGAACCCCUGUGUUUAUCUGCAGUUUUUCCAUUCUAGUUAGUUUUUAAUUCGGUUUUGGUUUAAGAGUUGUCACUGAGGUAGAGCAAGUACAUAAGUGUGACAAAAUUACAUUUUGAGAUUUGCAUCAUUUUUCCUUUCGCAGUACCCUGAAGGAUAUGUUUAAGGGUAAAAUACAUUACCCACAAUGAUAAAAUUUCAAAUUGUGAGGUCUGUUUUAUCGACAGUAUUAGAGGUUCUGUUUCCAGAA
Messenger RNA from Morus notabilis, 979 nucleotides. Its product is annotated as pre-rRNA-processing protein TSR2 homolog. The transcript is spliced from 5 exons. The record is from RefSeq and is a predicted model, not a curated record. Lineage: Eukaryota; Viridiplantae; Streptophyta; Magnoliopsida; Rosales; Moraceae. Gene Ontology annotation, cellular component: nucleus. Gene Ontology annotation, biological process: maturation of SSU-rRNA from tricistronic rRNA transcript (SSU-rRNA, 5.8S rRNA, LSU-rRNA). The coding region runs from base 115 to 729 and encodes 204 amino acids.